GGGUUGCUUCGUCCAGGUGGCAACUACUACUCCGCCUGCUGAUAGCCCCCGGCCCCCAGCUUUCCGCUAAAUCGGGCGGAAAUGAGCGGUGACUGGGGCAGGAGGCGGAACCUCGGAGCGCCUGCAGCCCCAGCCAGGACUAGGCUCCACCCUGCGGCAGGCAGUGCGCAGGCGCGCGCCGUGAAGCUCUGCUGACCACGCCCUCCGCCCGCCUGUCUCCCGAAGAGGCACGCCCCCUCCUCUGCGCCUAGACCCCUUCAGGGGGCCCGGGCGGGGCCCAGACACUCGCCAGCGCCGCAGCCGCCAUCGCGUUCUGCUCGUCCCUAGCUCUGCAAAGGACAGGCCUCGCGCCAGGAUCCCGGCGGACUUCUGAGGUGCCACGAUGGUGGGGGAGCUCCGCUACAGGGAAUUCAGGGUGCCCCUGGGGCCUGGCUUGCAUGCAUAUCCAGAUGAAUUGAUCCGCCAACGGGUUGGCCAUAAUGGGCACCCUGAGUAUCAGAUCCGCUGGCUCAUCCUCAGGCGCGGAGAUAAUGGGGACAGGGAUUCUAGCCAAGUGGACUGCAAGGCUGAACAUAUCCUGCUAUGGAUGUCUGACGAUGAGAUCUAUGCCAACUGCCACAAGAUGCUGAGGGAGGGUGGCCAAGUCAUCAGACCUUCCCAGGAGUCUGCAGAGGCCGGGACCCUCGACAAAUCUGUGCUGGGGGAGAUGGAAACAGAUGUGAAGUCCUUGAUUCAGAGGGCCCUUCGGCAGCUGGAGGAGUGUGUGGGCGCCGUUCCUCCUGCCCCUCUCCUUCACACGGUCCAUGUACUCAGUGCCUAUGCCAGCAUUGAGCCCCUCACUGGCGUCUUCAAAGACCGCAGAGUUCUGGACUUGCUCAUGCACAUGUUGAGCAGUCCUGAUUAUCAGAUCCGCUGGAGCGCAGGCCGGAUGAUACAAGCUCUGUCCUCCCAUGAUGCUGGGACCCGGACCCAGAUCCUUCUGUCACUGAGCCAACAAGAGGCCAUUGAAAAACACCUGGAUUUUGACAGUCGCUGCGCUCUGCUUGCUCUGUUUGCCCAGGCUACACUCACAGAACACCCGAUGUCUUUCGAGGGUGUUCAGCUGCCACAGGUCCCAGGACGGCUGCUCUUCUCCCUGGUGAAACGCUACCUGCAUGUCACCUUCCUCCUGGAUCGGAUGAACGGCAAUGCCAGGGAUCAAGGAGCCCAGAACAACUUUAUUCCUGAGGAGUUGAAUGUAGGGAGGGGCCGGCUGGAACUGGAAUUCAGUAUGGCCAUGGGAACUCUGAUCUCUGAGCUGGUGCAGGCCAUGCGCUGGGACGGGGCCUCGAGCAGACCAGGGAGGCCUUCCCCCCAGCCUCAGCCGGUAGAGAUCUUCCACCCCCAUGCCCAGCAUAUCAGGAGGUCAAGGCGGUUUCGCUCCCGCACCGAGUUUGCAAGUUUCAAUACCUAUUCCUUGUACGUGCGGGACACACUACGGCCUGGGAUGCGGGUACGGAUGCUGGAGAAUUACGAGGAGAUCGCAGCUGGGGAUGAGGGCCAGUUCCGACAGAGCAACGAUGGUGUGCCCCCUGUGCAGGUGUUGUGGGAUUCAACGGGCCAUACCUACUGGGUUCACUGGCACAUGCUUGAGAUCUUGGGCUUUGAGGAAGAUAUUGAGGAUGUGGUUGAAGUUGCUGAGUUCCAGGGGCCAGUGGCCAAUGGAGCACCGAGUGUAGUCCCGCCAUCCCAGCGCUGGAAGCCCAUGACUCAGCUCUUUGCUGAGCCCUAUGUGGUUCCUGAGGAGGAAGACAGAGAAGAGAGAGAGCACUUGACCCGGGCUGAGUGGUGGGAGGUCUUCUUCUUCAUCAGGAAAUUAAGUGCAGCAGAGCGUCAGCGCAUCGUUGAUCUCCUUCAGGAGCACAUGGAUGGGGAGCACGUUCUGGAGUAUGAGAUGCUGCCUGAGCUGACCGUACCCAUUGACUUGGCCCAGGACCUGCUGUUGUCUCUGCCUCAACAACUUGAUAACAGGGCUCUGAGGGACCUGUUCAGCUGCUGUGUCUACAGGAAGUAUGGGCCUGAAGUCCUGGUAGGGCAGCCGGGCUACCCACAUGUGCCAGAUGCCCAGCAAAAUGUACUAUUCAGAGCCAAACCCGAGCCACAGGAGUCUGAAGCCAAAGAUCCCACACCUCAGAGUGCCAGCCCCGCCCUGCAGCAUCUGGUGGAGUUCUUGGGCCCCGAUGGGAAGCUCCUUGUGGAUCUGGAACAAGCCCUCAGCUCCGAGGCUCCCCGGGAAAAUGAGGUCAAGCCAUGCCUGCUGCAACUCCAGGAGCAGCCCCAGCCCUUCCUCACACUGAUGCGGAGCCUGGAGACUUCCGCCAGCAACAAGGCCCUGCACUUGACUGUGCUCAGAAUCUUGAUGCAGCUGGUGAACUUCCCUGAGGCGCUCUUGCUGCCCUGGCACGAGGCCAUGGAUGCCUGCAUGACCUGCCUUCGGUCCCCCAAUACUGACAGAGAGGUACUCCAGGAACUAAUCUUUUUCCUACAUCGCCUGACCUCCACAAGCCGGGACUAUGCCGUGAUACUAAACCAGCUAGGAGCUCGGGAUGCCAUCUCUAAGGUCCUGGAAAAGCACCGAGGGAAACUGGAGUUGGCUCAGGAGCUGCGGGAUAUGGUGUUCAAGUGUGAGAAGCAUGCCCACCUCUACCGGAAACUCACCACCAACAUCCUGGGCGGCUGCAUCCAGAUGGUCCUGGGCCAGAUUGAAGACCACAGACGAACCCACCGGCCCAUCCAAAUCCCUUUCUUUGAUGUGUUUCUCAGAUAUCUGUGCCAGGGCUCUAGUGAGGAAAUGAAGAAAAACAGGUACUGGGAGAAGGUGGAGGUGUCUUCCAACCCACAGUGGGCUAGCAGGCUGACAGACCGCAACCCCAAGACCUACUGGGAGUCCAGUGGCAAUGCUGGCUCCCACUCCAUCACCUUGCACAUGCGCCCAGGUGUCCUCAUCAGGCAGCUAACUCUACUGGUGGCCGUUGAGGACUCAAGCUACAUGCCAGCCUGGGUGGUGGUAUGCGGGGGCAACAGCAUCAAGUCUGUUAAUAAAGAACUCAGCACGGUGAACGUGAUGCCAUAUGCUAGCAGAGUGAUCCUUCUGGAGAAUCUGACCCGAUUCUGGCCCAUCAUCCAGAUCCGCAUCAAGCGCUGUCAGCAGGGCGGCAUUAACACGCGCAUCCGGGGUCUGGAGGUCCUGGGCCCCAAGCCCACUUUCUGGCCAGUGUUCCGAGAGCAACUGUGCCGGCACACCCGCCUCUUCUACAUGGUUCGGGCACAAGCAUGGAGCCAGGACAUAGCAGAGGACCGCCGGAGCCUCCUGCACCUGAGUUCUAGACUAAAUGGGGCUCUACGCCAUGAACAGAAUUUUGCGGAGCGCUUCCUUCCUGGUAUUGAGGCCGCCCAAGCACUGAGCAAGACCUGCUGGGAGGCACUGGUCAGCCCCCUGGUGCAGAACAUUACUUCUCCUGAUGAGGACAACACCAGCUCCUUGGGCUGGCUGUUGGGUCAGUACCUGGAGUGCAGGGAGGCUGCCUACAAUCCCCAGAGCCGAGCCGCAGCUUUCUCCUCUCGGGUUCGGCGCCUCACCCACCUCCUGGUCCAUGUGGAGCCCCGUGAGGCAGUACCUCCAGUGGUGGCCAUCCCUAAAUCCAAGGGCAAAAAUAGAAGCCAUGACUGGAGCUCCUUGGCCACCCGGGGCCUUCCAAGCAGCAUAAUGAAGAACCUGACCCGUUGCUGGCGGUCUGUGGUAGAGGAGCAGAUGAACAAGUUUCUGACCUCAUCCUGGAAAGAUGAUGAUUUUGUACCCCGCUAUUGCGAGCGCUACUAUAUCCUGCAGAAGUCCAGCUCUGAGCUGUUUGGGCCACGAGCAAUCUUCUUGUUGGCAAUGCGGAAUGGCUGUGCUGACGCCGUGCUGAGGCUCUCGUUCCUCAGGGCCGCCCAUGUGAGUGAGCAGUUUGCUCGGCACAUUGACCAGAGGAUCCAAGGCAGUAGAAUGGGUGGAGCCCGGGGAAUGGAGAUGUUGGCACAGUUGCAGCGAUGCCUGGAGUCUGUCCUCAUUUUAUCUCCCCUGGAGAUAGCCACCACCUUUGAGCAUUACUACCAGCACUACAUGGCUGACCGCCUCCUGAGCGUAGGCUCCAGCUGGCUGGAGGGGGCCGUGCUGGAGCAGAUCGGGCCCUGCUUCCCCAGCCGUCUUCCCCAGCAGAUGCUGCAAAGCCUGAGCAUCUCAGAGGAGCUGCAGCGUCAGUUCCAUGUUUACCAGCUGCAGCAGCUUGAUCAGGAGCUCCUGAAGCUGGAAGACACAGAAAGGAAGAUACAGGUGGCCCAUGAGGACAGUGGCAAAGAGGACAAGAACAAGAAGGAAGAAGCUGCUGGAGAAACAGCAGCUGUGGCCAUGGCAGACGAGGAGGAGGAAGAGAAGAAAGAAGAGGGAGAGGAGGAGGAAGGGGAGGGAGAGGAGGAGGAGGAAGAGCGCUAUUAUGAAGGAACAAUGCCGGAAGUGUGUGUACUUGUCCUGACUCCACGCUUCUGGCCUGUUGCCUCUGUCUGCCAAAUGCUCAAUCCUGCAACAUGCCUGCCCUCGUACCUGAGGGGGACCAUAAACCACUACACCAACUUUUACAGCAAGAGUCAGAGACGCUCCAGCUUAGAGAAAGAGCCACAGAGGCGACUGCAGUGGACGUGGCAGGGCCGGGCAGAAGUGCAGUUUGGCGAUCAGAUUCUGCAUGUGUCCACAGUACAGAUGUGGCUGCUGCUGCACUUCAAUAACCAAAAGGAGGUGUCUGUUGAGAGCCUGCAGGCUCUCUCAGAGCUCCCUCCAGAUGUGCUCAACAGGGCCAUCGGGCCUCUCACCUCAUCAAGAGGUCCCUUGGACCUUCACGAGCAGAAGAACAUACCAGGAGGAGUGCUCAAGAUUCGAGAUGACAGUGAGGAACCCAGGCCAAGGAGAGGCAAUGUGUGGCUCAUCCCACCUCAGACAUAUCUGAAGGCCGAGGAUGAAGAGGGCCGGAACAUGGAGAAGAGAAGGAACCUUCUAAAUUGCCUUGUUGUCCGAAUCCUCAAGGCUCAUGGGGAUGAAGGCUUGCACAUUGACCGGCUCGUCUAUCUGGUGCUAGAAGCUUGGGAGAAAGGCCCAUGUCCUCCUAGGGGUCUGGUCAGCAGCCUUGGCAGGGGAGCGGCAUGCAGGAGCUCUGACGUCCUCUCCUGUAUCCUGCACCUCCUGGGUAAGGGCACACUGCGGCGCCAUGAGGACCGGCCACAGGUGCUGUUCUAUGCAGUCCCUGUAACUGUGAUGGAGCCCCACAUGGAGUCCCUGAACCCUGGCUCGUCAGGCCCCAAUCCACCCCUCACCUUCCACACCCUGCAGAUUCGAUCCCGAGGUGUGCCUUAUGCUUCCUGCACUGGCACCCAGACCUUCUCCACUUUCCGGUAGCCCUGGCUAUGGGGUCAGGGGUAGGUGAGGCAGGGGCUUUCCACAGAAAAUAAAACGCUGGAAUUUGAA
Messenger RNA from Mastomys coucha (southern multimammate mouse), 5533 nucleotides. It is a transcript of the gene Cul7, whose product is annotated as cullin 7. Gene Ontology annotation, molecular function: ubiquitin protein ligase binding. Gene Ontology annotation, biological process: ubiquitin-dependent protein catabolic process. The transcript has 26 exons. Bases 383 to 5464 code for a protein of 1693 amino acids. Gene Ontology annotation, cellular component: Golgi apparatus. NCBI's taxonomy places the organism in Eukaryota, Metazoa, Chordata, Mammalia, Rodentia, Muridae. The record is from RefSeq and is a predicted model, not a curated record.